CCAGACACAUUACAACUGCUCAUCACUCGAUUGCCUCAUUACUUCCUCGUCAACUUCACGCAGCCUUUAUACACAACUACACUCAUCAAAAUGCAGCUCCCUACAAUUUUCCUCACUAUUACCUUCUUCAUGAUGGGCCAUGCUAAUGCAGCCUCGAUGCGUCGUCAAAAUGGCGGAUUUCGCGACUUUGUUACUGGAAGUGGAAGUGCGGUUUUUGGGAACGCUGGAAACCCAUGUUCCGUUGGGCCUGAAGAGGGCGAAUGUGAUCAAUUUGGAAGAUGCGUGCAGUUUAUUCCUCCGAAUGAGCAGAGCAUCUUGAACCAGGGGCGAGAAGUUGAUGAAUGUAUCAAGGGAGGGCAGACAGGCACCUUGAAGAUUUAGCAAUUUCAUUGCUAUAGAGCUUCAAUAC
Messenger RNA from Fusarium oxysporum Fo47, 409 nucleotides. RefSeq lists its product as uncharacterized. NCBI's taxonomy places the organism in Eukaryota, Fungi, Ascomycota, Sordariomycetes, Hypocreales, Nectriaceae. Bases 91 to 381 code for a protein of 96 amino acids. The record is from RefSeq and is a predicted model, not a curated record. The transcript is spliced from 2 exons.